UUUUUUGUCCUAUAACAGUUGAUAAUACUUGUAAAUGUUCGUCAUAGUGUAGUGUGGUCUUUUCUUUUUAAGUUGUACAAUACGCCACUUUUCCGUGUACUUGUCCUUACAACAAUCGCAUCGGUUCCAUCACUCCGAGCGUUUAGGUGGGGUCACAAUGAGCCAAGAUGGCUGACGUUGAGGAACCGCUGUCAGACGAGGAGAAGGUUCGCAUUGCAGCUAACUUUGUGACCCGUGCCCCCCCAGGAGAGUUCAAUGAAGUCUUCAAUGAUGUGCGCCUUCUUCUUGACAAUGAUACCCUUCUCAGGGAGGGAGCAUCGCACUCCUUUGCCCAGUACAAUAUGGAUCAGUUCACACCUGCCAGACUUGAUGGCUUUGAAGACCCGGUUCUGAUUACCGAACAUGGUGACCUGGGUCAGGGGCGCUUCCUGGACCCUCGCAACAAUUUAUCUUUCCGCUUUGACCACCUACGGAAAGAAGUUAGUGAUGUGCAACCAUAUGAAGGAGACACAUCUCUGAAAACCUGGAGGGAUUCCUGUGACAAUGCCCUUAGUGCCUAUGUCAGAGAGCACUACCCUACUGGAGUCUCCACAGUAUAUGGAAAAAAUGUUGACGGCCAGCAAACGAUCAUAGCCUGCAUUGAGGGACAUCAGUUUCAACCCAAAAACUUUUGGAAUGGUCGCUGUCGGUCAGAGUGGAAACUUACCAUUGGUCAGUCGACUGCACAGGUAGUAGGAGUGCUGAAGAUACAGGUGCACUACUAUGAAGAUGGUAAUGUGCAAUUGGUUAGUCAUAAAGAGAUAGAACAAUCCAUAUCAGUGACUAGUGAAACUCAGACAGCUAAGGAAUUUGUUGACAUUAUCGAACAUGCUGAAAAUGACUACCAGACUGCAAUCAGUGAGAACUACCAGGCCAUGUCUGAUACAACCUUUAAGGCUCUACGUCGCCAGCUGCCCGUCACACGCACCAAGAUCGACUGGAAUAAAAUUCUGAGUUACAAAAUUGGCAAGGAGAUGCAGAAUGCCUAGUGGGAGGUCAGGAACUGGCCAGGGAGAUUGCUAGCUUCACUGGUCCUACCUAGUUAUCCCCAUGGACUUAAACCAAAGUAAAACCAUAUCAGUUUGGGGCAAGGAAUCAAUGGAAACAACUCGUCAAAACAGAUUGCAGAUGAAUGCAUGCGUGUCUGAAGACAUUUAUCUAAGAAAGAGUUUGGUCAAUUGUGUAAGAACAGCGUAUUGAUAAAGACUUGCGGUGUACACAAAAACACGAUGUGAGAAAAACAGAACAUUGUUUUGGAGCAAGAAAUUUGGGAAUGGGUUGUAAGGUGAUUUACAUUGUUUUCAGAAUUAUACAUGAUGUAGGAGAGAAGCUAUUGAAGAAAACUAUUGAUACCCCAGAGGUGAAAAUGUCAAUGCUCAUUAAAUUGAUAGUAUUGGUGAUUGGAAGUAGUGCAAUCCUUCGCAUUUAGCUCUUCUCUUGCAAUGUAAACCUCCAUGUACUGUAUGUCUGCCAAGCCAAGGGAACAUUUUUAAGUUGUCCUCCAUGUUUUGACUGAAAUAAGACAAUGUGCCUGCUUCUCGAAGCUGGGAUUUGCUCUUGCGUUGGAAGGAUCACGUCCACUGCUGUCCUUUACAUUUACAAAAAGAAAACACGAAAAACCAUUUGUCAAAAUCUCUUUCCUAUGGUAAAGACCUCCAUUCUCUCACCCACAAAUGCACAUUUCUAAUUUAAUAUGCUGCUUUCUUUUGGAGUCAUGAAAUGUUCUACUGCAAUAAAUUAUGUGUUGGUAAAUGUCAAGGGCGCAUAAAUCGGUUGCCAUGCAAAGCAAGAUGUUAACUUCUGUAGGGCCACAUCAAACUGUAACUACAUACCAAUACUUCAAAGUGGAAAUUUUUGGAUGGAUGCUAUGUUAAGCCCUUAGACUGUUACCAACUCUGUGCUGAUCAGUUAUGUGUUGCCUGUACUGCCCCAUUCUGUUGUCUGAAUUAAAGGACAGAAUAACAGCUGUAUUGCCGUUAUUGUACCCA
Molecule: messenger RNA, 2027 nt
Organism: Hippocampus zosterae (dwarf seahorse)
Lineage: Eukaryota; Metazoa; Chordata; Actinopteri; Syngnathiformes; Syngnathidae
Gene: capza1b
Product: capping actin protein of muscle Z-line subunit alpha 1b
Exons: 10
Coding region: 168-1028 (286 amino acids)
Biological process (GO): actin cytoskeleton organization; barbed-end actin filament capping
Cellular component (GO): actin cortical patch; F-actin capping protein complex
Molecular function (GO): actin filament binding
Source: RefSeq, a predicted model, not a curated record